Messenger RNA from Brienomyrus brachyistius, 2764 nucleotides. It is a transcript of the gene gpr78a, whose product is annotated as G protein-coupled receptor 78a. The coding region runs from base 329 to 1348 and encodes 339 amino acids. The record is from RefSeq and is a predicted model, not a curated record. Gene Ontology annotation, molecular function: G protein-coupled receptor activity. Gene Ontology annotation, biological process: adenylate cyclase-activating G protein-coupled receptor signaling pathway. Gene Ontology annotation, cellular component: membrane. The transcript is spliced from 3 exons. Lineage: Eukaryota; Metazoa; Chordata; Actinopteri; Osteoglossiformes; Mormyridae.
GCAGCACGCAUGUUAAACCAGCUUGUGCCGCUUUUCUGGCUACAGCAGCCAUAACCGGAGAGGAAUUCGGCAAUACUGUGGAAUACAGUGUGAGGUAUGCAUAUUGUGCGCGAAGAUUCAUCUGCAGAGAGGAAUGGUGCAAUUGCAAAGAAGGGAUUCGGGAUUCAGCACGCUGGAGAGCUCCAACCUAAGGAUGAGAUGACAGCAGUAAUAAAAAUUACAGUGUGCAAACUGUGAGAAGUGAUUAAGGGGAUGAAACACGCAGGAAGGCAUAAUGGAUGCAUUUCGACAAGUUAAGCAUACGAUCGUGGAAACUUUGCGCUGAGAGAUGGACUUAGCAGAUAUCCUUUUGGCACUGUUUAUUAUUUUGGUGGCUAUUGUGUCUCUGUUGUCUAACUUUUUAGUGCUGAUAUGCUUUAUGAACAGUGCCGAGAUCCGAAGACAAGUUCCUGGCGUCUUCAUCUUGAACCUGUCAUUCUGCAAUAUAAUCAUGACCGUUUUAAACAUGCCAUCGACGUUUCUGGGUGUCAUUACGAGCCAGAAGCCGUUCGGGGACCCGAUGUGCCACGCUGUGAGCUUCCUUGAGACUUUCCUGACGGCAAAUACGAUGCUAACCAUGGCAUCUCUAAGCAUCGACAGGUGGAUCGCUGUUGUUUUCCCCCUGAGUUACACCCGCAAAAUGCAAUACAAGGACGCAGCCGUCCUGGUGUGUUACUGCUGGCUCCAUUCACUCACAUUUUCCCUGGUCGCGGUGAUCUUCUCUUGGGUUGACUACAGCCAUGCAUACGCAUCGUGUACCUUGAGAUUAAAAGAAGAGAGCGCCAGGAUAAAGUAUACCGUGUUCACCAUCGCUUUCCACGCUACAAGCUUCGCUCUUUCCUUGCUCAUAUUAUGCUUUACGUACAUAAAAGUCUUAAAAGUUGCUCGGUUUCACUGCAAGAGGAUAGACAUUAUAACCGUGCAAACCUUGCUCUUGCUGGUAGAUAUUCAACCAAGUGUCAAACAGCGCUGCCUCGCCGAGCAAAAAAGAAGAAAACAGCGAGCGACUAGGAAAAUUGCCGUAUUCAUUGGAUCGUUUAUCCUCUGCUUCGCUCCUUAUGUUACCACGCGGCUGGUGGAGCUCCUGCCUCACGUGCAGGUCAGCCGACGUUGGGGCAUCCUCAGCAGGUGUCUGGCGUACAGCAAGGCCGCAACCGACCCCUUCGUCUACUCCCUCUUGCGUCAGCAGUACAAGGAGGUGCUGGUGCACGCUGUCAACCGGCUGCUGCGAAGGGAUUUCCUCCCCUCGUCGGGCCGCAGUGGCUCACUGGACACAGAAAACGACUGCUGCCUCCAGAGGAUAAGCUGAGGAGCAGAGUGAGAGGAGGUCCAAGCGACGAAGGCCGGGAAGGGGGCACGGUGUUAGAGGACGGCGUCGGCGGCCCGCGGUAACAUUCCAGAUUUCUGUGUGUCUAUGUAGCCGUGCUCCACUGUGUAGAUAACCUGCAAUGGAACCAGCGUCCUCUGGUCCACGUUGUUUCAAAUACGUAUCGGACGUCUUCAAAAGCGUGUGCUGCAAUGCGAAGGCCGUCCCAAAACAACUGCCAAUUACAGCAGUGCACUCUGAAGUCAACGAGUGUCCCAUUCCUCUAAAGAAGGCGGCUUGUUCACUUCCUCAUUGCCAUUACAUUGCUGCUCAUUCUUCCUUUAUGUACCCGUAAAACUUUUUUUUUUUUCUGAGUGUUUUUCAGACAGUAGUGUGGAUAACAAAUUUUGAAGUGUGUUUUGUAUGUUUUUGAUGCAUUUUUCAUGUGGAGUUUCCAAACAACAACUGCAGAUAACAGCUGGCGCUUCUGACGGUCUCUUGCGAGAUGGUUUCUGUGGACUUGCACUCCGUUACAGUGGAGAUUAGGUCUCGGUUCAGCUAAUGGAGCUACGAAGCACUUUUAUGUAACUUUGAAAACCUGCACUCCGGAUGCCUCUAUUUCAUUUCACAUGCUACAAUGACUCUGAUUUUUUUUUCAAACAUUCUUUCACGGAGGAGUAAAGUAUUACUCCAUUGUCAUUUGUGCCUCUAAAAACUUUGAAUGAAAGGAGUUUAAACGAUGUAUAAAUGAUCGGCAAAUAAUUCCUACUCCUGGAAAACAAACAACAAAGUAUUUAAUUUAUAUAUUCAUACCAAUAUUUACGAUAUUUUUUAUUUAAGUGAAUUGCGCGGAGACCGUACGUGGUUAAUUAUCCUCAUGCCCUAAGCCCCGUCUGAUAAGUUGUCUUGAAUCUGAAUGUGUUUAUAAGGAUUAUUCCUUCAAAAAGGACACGCAGCACAAAAGCAAAGGUUACCUUGGCGAUGUACCGCUUUCAGCUUUUCAGACAGGCCUGGUGCCAAAACCGAAUGAUGCAAAUUUAUUCUCCCGUUUGUAAGUAUCUUGGGAAUUUGCAAGAAGCGAAACAAAGAGAGGUUUGCAGCAGUGGGACUGCACCGGUCACAUUCAGAGGGAUCGAGAUGAGGGCACAGAUACACAGUAAUUAGGCCUGUUAAACGGACAGUGCUCACGGUGCUAAUCGAUUCCUCGGCACAAUGAACGGACUGUCUCGGCUACCAGGAGCAUCAAACGCACAGCUGUGGAGAUUUCACUUCUCGAGGGGAACCAUUCGCCGGGCCUUAUUAGACCAACUACUAAUUAACUGUGAGUGCUAUUUAUAGCUACGCUUGCCCAGUAGUCAGUGAAGUACAACAAAGUAUCAAUCCUGGAGCAAGAAGGUCAGAAAAGCAAUCAAAACUACA